AUGUCUCGAUUCCUGCGUCGAGCUCCCGCCCCCUCAACCUCUGUCGACAAGGCCUCCCUGCCAAUCUCUCACGAUCCCAUCCUCGCCCCUCUUCCAUCCACCUUGGCGUCCCUGCAAUCGCGACCUCCCAGCGCCCCUCUUUCGGCCGCUCAGCAGGAUCUCCUUGCUGCUCUCGGCGCAUACGUUUGGGAGUUGCACGGCAGAGGUUGGGAAGAUGAUGCGGAGCUGAGCAAGAGCAGGACGGUCACUGAGACUGCAGGCGGCUCCAUCGAACCCGCUCCAACAUCUGCAGCAUACAAGGCCAAAGAAUCGGCAUCAGCAGCGUCAAGUUCGACCUCGCCCGCUCCAGCGUGGUACAGGACGUGGGAAGAAACGUUUCUAAAAGAUGCCACCACAUUGCCUCGCUACGCCCGCGCUUCCAAGUGGGACCUGGAAAACGCCAAGAAGAGGAUCAGCGAGACAUUGUACUGGAGGCGCAGCUACAGGCCUGAGCUGAUCAGCCCGGACGAGGUGGUGGAGGAGGCCAAAACUGGCAAACAGGUGCUCAGCGGGUUUGACAAGGACGGCAGACCGGUGCUCUACCUCAGACCUGGAAGGUGAGCCAGGCGUGUGACAGACGGACAAUAAAGGCGCAUACAUGCUCACGACUUGCCAUCCUUGCGCUCCGCAUGCGUCAGAGAGAACACUUCACCUUCUCCUCGACAAAUCAGAUUCCUGGUGUACGCGCUGGAAAGAUCUUUGGGUGGGUUGCAGUGUGCAGCGUGCAGCGUGCGAAGAGUCUGGACUUCCAAUCAGUCGCUGACUGAGGCGUGCGUGGCCUACCUACACCCGUGUUGGACUGUGCAGACAUCGCACCGGAGGGCGUAGAGACGCUGACGAUCAUCAUCGAUUACAAGUCCGCAACUCAAGCUUCCAACCCCUCGCUGUCGCAAGGUGAGCAGCGGAGCUUCUCUCUACUCGGUCUCUAUUUUACCUGUAUGCGCUUUGCGUUGCUGAAGUGCGCCCAACUUGCAUGCUCUUGACCCGCCCUUCCAGCUCUCAAAGUGCUCAACAUUUUGCAAUCUCACUAUGUCGAGAGGAUGGGCAGAGCGUUCGUCUGCAACGUGCCGUGGUACCUGGUGAGUGUCUGGGCAAGAGGUAAUGCAGCAGAGCGUCUCGGUCACCGCGGCCACCGAUCGUCACUCACCCAUGUCGCUCGCCCUUUGCGCCGCAGAACGCAUUUUUUAGCGCCAUUUCGCCCUUCUUGGAUCCCGCUACUAGGGCCAAGAUCAGAUUCAACGCAAAGUUGGAAGAAUUUGUGGAUCUGGACCUGCUUGAUGCGGAGUUUGGCGGCAGACAUCGAUACGUGUGGGACUUUGACAAGGUGUGUGUCGGGGCGUGGUCGAUCGACGAUUAGCACGGAGGACAGGCACGAGCGAUUCUACGUCCUCUCGAACAAGACCGACGCCCGUUGCAUUGCGAGUGUACUGAUUCUAUCUCACCAAUCCCUUGACUAUGCAGUACUGGACUCUUCUGAUGAAUGCGGCAAAGGUCAUGCCGGAUGGCACCAGGAGAGUGGGAGCCAGAAGAGCGCCAAUUGAGCAAUGCACCGGACCCGCCCUCUCCUCGAAUGACGCGCCCACACCCAACGUCGUGCGGUCAGACGCAUCCCUCGCCUCUGCUUCGGAGGACCAAUCAGGAGCUCUAGAGCCCCCGCGAUCGAAUGGCACUAAAGAGGGACAGACCAUCUCAAGGUUCUUGAAUCGCCAGACGGAGAGUGCGCCGUCGAGCGGUGUUCAGAAACAGGAUGGUGACAACGCCACAGCGCCCGCGAGCACGUCCGCGUCUGCUUCUGCUUCAGAGUACGGCCAAGAUUCUCAAGCUUCGACAGCUGCUACUACGAUCGCAUCUCAAUCCUCCUCGUCGUCGUCUGACGAACGUGCGGGGGAUGUUGCUCAGACGUUAUCUCGCACCAAGAUCGUCUGA
Molecule: messenger RNA, 1965 nt
Organism: Ceraceosorus bombacis
Lineage: Eukaryota; Fungi; Basidiomycota; Exobasidiomycetes; Ceraceosorales; Ceraceosoraceae
Source: the annotation of a GenBank genome assembly